ACAGAUUUUUGUUUGUGUUGUUCAGGGCUAAACUGCUCCACCUUUACCAUCAUGCGAUUUUUAUAUAGAUUAUUACCUGUUUCGCGCCACUGAUUUGCAAUUCAGACUAGGGAUUUCGGAUCAAGCCAUAUCUAUCUCACCUUACAAGCUACACUGUAUGGAUGUUGAGUACGAUGCUACGUUUGAUGUUUCUUUUCCGGUGAUAGACCACCGCAAUAGCCAUUUGCCAUUUGCUAUGCUGCUAGUGCUGGAUACGUGACUAACCUCAGUUUUCGGCAAGGUGUUGAUUUAAUUUUUUUAUCUCUUAAUCGAGGCAAAGUUUAGAUGGCCCCACGUGUAAUAUAAGUUUUAUAUCCGUGAAGUCAUUACCGAGAGCCAAUGAAUAAAUGAAGAAUAUAUUUUCCUAAGUUUUUGAGGUAUAUUACAUACCGCCAUAUGAAGAUCUGAUGUAUUAAUGCCUCACCGUAUAAAUGUUAUGGGACGACUUUCCAUCAAAAUUUUCAUGUCCAAGAUAUUUCAAAUUGUAUAUUCUUUCCCAGAUUUUCUUUUAAAUUAUUAAUGUACACAUUUAUUGUUUUUAAAUGACAAACGCGUUCGUAUUAUUGCGUGACUUAACGUGGAAUCUAGACAAGCUCUUCUGGUGGCUUUGGAAAGCCGAUUUCAUUCGUCACAGAUGCUUAAAGAUGUACAUUAAUUAUCCUUUCCUUGUCUGUGGAAUACAGACCGGUCAUUUGAAGUUUGACAGCAAAUGUCAGAAGCGAGCUGAAUGUGUGCGAAGGAAGUUUAGUUUGGCUGUUUGAUCAGUAUUUUGACUGUUUUUCCACUAUUUACUUUUCAGCACUAAAAGCAAACGUUUUCUGCUCGUAAAUAAGUUAAACAUCGAAUUGCAAGAAAUAUUUAAAAUGGAAAGUACGCCUGUGGCAACAAAACCUCCAAAUGAAUCGACAUAUAUUCUAGAAGGGCAGCAAUCGGUGGAAGAUUCUGCAGUGCACAAUGACACUGAGCAACUUUUGGAGGAUGACAGUAGAGGACAAAAGAAGUCUAGCCUUGCUUAUGCCAGUUUUAACUACAUUAAUUCAAUCAUUGGAAGUGGUGUCAUUGGUAUACCAUAUGCCUUUAGUGAAUCAGGAUUUGGAAUUGGACUUGUUCUUCUUACUGUAGUUGCUUUGAUGACUGACUAUUCUUUGGUCUUAAUGGUACGAAGUGGACAUUUGAGUGGAAGUUUUACUUACCAAGGAAUAAUGCAGGCUGCAUUUGGAAAACCUGGUUAUUUUGUUUUGUCAGCCCUGCAGUUUCUGUACCCUUUCAUUGCCAUGAUCAGUUAUAAUGUGGUUGUUGGAGAUACACUAACCAAAGUAGUGAUUAAUGUGUAUCACCAAGAAUCUGUAUUUGCGAGUCGUCCAUUUGUCAUUGGAAUGGCAAACAUCUUCGUAACAGCACCACUUUGUUUGUACCGGGAAUUAGAGAAAUUGAGCAAAAUUUCAUUUGCAUCUCUUGUGUGUGUUGGUUUUAUCCUGAUUGCUGUUAUUGCAAGGAUAGAGCCUUUGUUGGAGGUAGUUCCACCAGGUGAAUGGACAGUUGUGAAUAAGGACAUGCUACCAGCUAUUGCAAUAAUGGCAUUUGCAUUCAUGUGCCACCACAACACUUUCUUGGUGUACGGUUCAAUUAAGGAUGGUAACCAGCAGCUUUGGAACAAAGUAACUCACAUAUCUGUUACAACAUCCUACAUAGUCACACUGUUGUUUGGAAUUGCUGGUUAUGCAACAUUUAAGCAGUUUUCACAAGGUGAUUUGCUUGAAAAUUACUGCUGGGAUGAUGCAUUAAUAAAUGUUGCAAGAGUUAUGUUCUGUUUCACCAUCCUUCUUACAUAUCCAAUAGAAUUUCUCGUAACAAGAGAUGUCAUUCAAAACAUAAUGUCAGCAUACAGUUUAUGCCUAGAUUAUCCAAAAGCAGUACACUAUGGCUUAACAAUUGGCCUUAUUUUUUCUACAUAUCUACUGUCUUUGACAACUGAUUGUUUGGGCAUUGUCUUGGAACUUAAUGGUAUUUUGGCUGCUGUACCAAUGGCAUAUGUGUUGCCAGCAAUAAUAUACCUGAAGCUAGAAGAAGGUGGAUAUCUUGCUUAUGAAAAAGCUCCUGCUAUAGCUUUAGCACUUGCGGGAACAUUAUGUGCUGUUGCAGGAUUUGCAUCUCUGAUAACAAACUUCCAUUCGGCAGCAUCCUGUAGCCAUGGCCACAUCAUGCAAUACUGCAACAUCACUAACUAGGAUCUACGCCUGGCAUGACUGUCAUACAUGCUUGGGUGUGUGUAGAUUUCUUUUAAAGAAUCACAGAAUUUUUUGUAAUUUUUGCACUGUAACUCAUUUUGCAGUUUAGUCACUGCACGUAAUGAAUCUCUCUUCCUCAGUAUAUUUUGCAGUAUUUGUUAAUUGGCCACUGGGAAUGAAAAUAAUUGUUUUCUGUGGAAUGAUAUUUUUACUGUUGUAUAUAUAUCUGUACCUGCACUGCAUUUGGUGAAAGUUCCUUUAUUGUACUUGUGAUCUCUGUUAGUUAUCUAGAGAAGAAAUGUGAACUUUUGCCUCACUAUUUUCCUUACCAAAAAUAAUGAAGGUAAAAGAUGAAAAUUUAAGCUUUAUGUUGCACAAUUUAUCAUUUUGCUCAGGAAAUAGUCUGUGUUCAUUGUUCUGCAGUUACUACUUCUGUUUGUAACUACAGAGAAUGCUUGGGCUGUGAGAAAAAAUAUUGUUAAGGACUAUUUGCUGUGUUAUAUAAAGAUGUUUUCUAUGCAUUACUUUGCAAGAGCAAUUUACUUUUUAUAUUAUAUUUAUUGUUUUGAUGCCAGUGGUAUAAGUAUCUUACAGAUACUAGUGUGAUUUUAAUUCAAAGGAUAAAUUUCAUAAGAUUCUAAUCUCACCAUUUGCUGAGAGAAACUCAGAACAAAUGGUUUUGACAAGUUACUACUGUUUCAAAAUACUAAAGUUUAAGAAAAGUUGCUGUCUUUCUCCAGCUUUUCAAAAGAGUAUUACAGUUAAAAUAUAUAAAGUAUUGAAGCUUGCAGUCUUCAUAAUUGCAAUAUAUUAAAUUGAUGGGCUUUCAUAAGUGGACCAACUUGUAAAAAUGUUACAAAUAUUAUACAAUGAAUAAAUAUAUUUCUGUCUUGCA
Molecule: messenger RNA, 3162 nt
Organism: Schistocerca gregaria
Lineage: Eukaryota; Metazoa; Arthropoda; Insecta; Orthoptera; Acrididae
Product: putative sodium-coupled neutral amino acid transporter 11
Exons: 9
Coding region: 903-2267 (454 amino acids)
Biological process (GO): amino acid transmembrane transport
Molecular function (GO): amino acid transmembrane transporter activity
Source: RefSeq, a predicted model, not a curated record